Labrus bergylta (ballan wrasse) is the source of this 2544-nucleotide messenger RNA. NCBI's taxonomy places the organism in Eukaryota, Metazoa, Chordata, Actinopteri, Labriformes, Labridae. The record is from RefSeq and is a predicted model, not a curated record.
AAAAGCGUUCGGUCGUUUUUUUCGCAGGUUGGCAUGGAUUUGAAGAGGUAAACAGUAAACUUCUAGGGCUGAUAUUGGACUUUGUGUCGUUUCCCCUCCAUUCUUUAGGCUUUUAUUAUUCAAGCAGCAUUAACUUUACGAUUAAUAUGUCUCCUAAAACGGUGUUUGAUGGGAGGGAAAGCCUUUAACACGGUGUAGGUAGAAAACAAUAACUAUCAGAGCUGCUGCGCUUCCUGCUGUUCUCUUGUGAAAUGUCCUCUCGCAUGUUUGAUGGAAAUGAAGAGAAAAGUGGGAAAAUUGAGGCCGAGUCCGAACGAAGAGGCUCGGAUAAUACGGGAGGAACAUGAGAGGAGGAGAAAACUGCGAAUCCAACAGGUGAGGGAGCAGCAGCGGAACAUUGCGCUGCACAUCCGCCGGGAGGUUGAGCAGAGGCGGCAGCGAGAGCUGGAGAAGCUGGGAGAGGAGUUGAGGGUGGACUGGGAGCGACAACAGAGGGAGAAACUCGACACACUGCAGAAGUUAUACCAAGAGAGCCUCCAACUUCUCGGGCAGGGACACAGGAGUGCUAAAGAAAAUGAACUGGACUUGGCAGCCUUAGCUCGAAAGGAGGAAGAAAAUCAUGCCAAAGCAGCGGAGCGUCAUCGAGAAGCCUUAAAAGAGCUCAAAUCACAGAGGCUUAAAGAUCAUGAGAGUCAAAACAGGUGCAUCAAUACCAGAAAGAAGGCACUGCAGGCAGAAAAAGAACGAGCAGCUAAAGUGGCCAGUCUCCCACCGCCUCCACCGAACCCCAUUCAGAACAUCGAUGCCAAGAAGCCUCAUGUUGUAAAGAAAUCUGAUGUGAGCGCCUUUGCUGCCACACAUUACCACAUGCCUGAAAGCACAGUGGACAGAGAGGAGGAGACAAUGCAGCCUGAUGCCCAUGAGGGAGCUGAGCUGGAGGUGAGGAGACUGCAGGAUUUACAGAGGGAGGAGCAGAGGAGGAGGGAGGAGCAGCUUGAGAAGGCUCGUCUCAGGGGGAAGCAGGCUCUGAGGAAGGAACAUCUUGUGCAGGAUCGUGAGCGCUUGCUUGUUGAACUGGAGCACAUGCAGCAGACAGAUCUGCUGAGGAGGAGACAGCAGGUGGCACAUAUGCCUCCUCAGAUCUUCCAGCCUCUCUAUAAAAGGCAGGAGACGAGAGAGGACUUCCAGAGGGAGAUGGAGUUUGCCUUCGAGGACAUGUAUACUGGAGAGAGAAGAGUAAAAGGUGACCUGGUGGUCCAGCUGGUACCCGAGCCUCUGCCUGCUCUGUCCACAGACAGCCAGGACCAAGCGCUGGACGUCACACUGGAUGAAAUCUCUUCACCAGAAGUAGAAAGCACACAGCAAGAAGCUGCGAGCAGCGAGUGUGGAACAUCUGCACAAGAGGUGCCCUCCAAACGUGCCCCCAGACGGGCGUUAAAAAAACUCCUGGAUCGCAUCAGGGGACAGAGGAACCACUGGGCCGACCAGAACAGUUGCAUCUCUGCAGCCGAUUCACCCCCGGCCAACACUGAUCACAUCCCAGAGCGAGACACCACCAUAGACACCGGCUCUCUGACCAGUGAGGAGAAGGAACACCUGCCCCCCGCAGAGCUCCCGGAGCCUGACAGCUCGCCAUCAGCAAUGGCGACAGCAGAGCCCGCUGCAGCAGAUACUCUACAUCCUGAUGGACUGCUCAACAGAAUCCAAGAGUUUGAAGAAGCACGAAAGAAACGGGAAGAAGAAUUAGAGAGGGAGAAGCGGCAGCAGGUGGUGUUGCUCAGGAGCUGGAGGAGCAGAAAGCCAAAUUGGAGCAGAUGCUGCUUGAGGCCCAGCAGGAGAGAGAACACCUGAAGACUGCUGUGACUGAAGAAGUACCUGUAAACCCACCAGAAGUACUCAUCCAAAGGCAGAAGUUAACCUCUGUCCCCUCUGGCCCAGCCAAUGAGCUUGUUCCUCCUUCAGGUGAAGAUGACCACAGCAGCAGGAUACGAGAGUACCAGCAGCGACUGCUUGAACAAAACAGAACUCACCAGAGAUCAGUGGAAGUCGCUCGCCAGCGCCUGGAGGAAUACCAGCGAGCUCUAAGAAUACGAUACAACAUGACUGCUGCAUCCUCAUGGUCAGCUGUUGUACCUCCAGGUGUCGUUCACCUACCUCCUCAAAGUGCUCCACCGGUACAUCUUCCAACUCCUCUCCUACUGCCUACGACUCCUGCAGUUUCUGCAUACACCCGUGCUAAACCACAAACCUCUGUGCAAGUUCCCACUAAAGAGUCUGACGUGUUGUCCUCUCCUCCAUACCUUACUGGCUCCAGUUUGAGGGUUGGCUCCAGGUUGUUGUCAGAUGAAGGGGAGUCAGUGUCAGAACAUUCUAGUAACCAGAGACCCGAAGUCACCGCCUGGCUGACUGACAACAUAAUGGAGAAAGUAACAAGGCACCUCAGAGAGCGAGAGGGACCCUCCUCCUUCGCCUCAGAGCCACUACCUUACAAAGCACAAAAAACACACCAAUCAGCCAGCAUCCCACUCCAGCCAACCUCUGAUA